Messenger RNA from Aspergillus pseudotamarii, 1919 nucleotides. RefSeq names its product trypacidin cluster transcriptional coactivator tpcD (gene tpcD). Lineage: Eukaryota; Fungi; Ascomycota; Eurotiomycetes; Eurotiales; Aspergillaceae. The coding region runs from base 321 to 1631 and encodes 436 amino acids. The record is from RefSeq and is a predicted model, not a curated record. The transcript is spliced from 3 exons. Gene Ontology annotation, molecular function: methyltransferase activity.
GUUUCUGCAAGCUACAUCUUUAGCACCUGCAUGAGCUUGAAGGACCCCGGGAUCCGUCUCGCUGCGAAGCUAUUCUAAGAAUGGGACAUAGAUAUGCUUGCCGUGCUACCGAUGGCUUGCGAAGGAUAAAAGUACGAGCCGGCAGAGAGUGCCCGCUUGCCGAUCAGCACUCCCUGACGCGGAGGAAGGACUACACUGGUCGGAUAGACGUUUAAAACCAAUGGAAGUUCAAUAACUCUCCUUGCACCGCACGGCGAUUUGCCGGUGGCACUUUCUCAAUAUCCUCCCCUCUGGGCCUUGUUCACGAGCUAUCAUCAACCAUGACCUUGACUGACCUAGAGAUCUGCGCCGAGAACAUUGCCAUCGCCGCCAGAACCCUAGCGACAGAUGGGCACUCUAAUGGGUAUCCAGCUGGGCUCCCUGACCAUCUCCGACCCGUCCAGCGAACGCUGAUUGCCAAUGCCUCGCAAGUAUUAGCCCUCGCCGGUCAGCCCGCCGACCUUGUCCGACAGUUGGCUCUCUAUAAUCAGCUUUUGGCAUGCUUUCGGUGGCUGGGGGAGUUUCAGGUGUUGGCGUGUAUCCCUUUGGAUGAACCCGUACCAUUUGAAGACGUGGCAGACAUUGCAGGAGUCCCUGAAUGUCGGCUACGUCGGCUGGUGCGACCGCUAUUUACAAUAGGCUUUCUUUGUGAGCCUUCACCGGGGCAUGUGGCCCACACUGUAUUGUCGAAACAGUUUGUGACCCAACCAGCCCUGCUGGACGCCAUUCUCUUCAUGUCGGAGACUUUGGCUCCGUCAGCGUCAGCGAUGGGGACCCAAACGCGCAGAUUUGGGACCUCAGAGCAGGCUGAAGAUUCCGCCUGGAAUCUGGCCGUGGGAAGUGACUCUCCUUUUGCCGCAUGUCUUCACCAACGACCCAAGAUUAAGCGGCAGCUGGGUGCCUACCUCUCCUACGUGUCAAGUGCCAUUGAUGCCGCCGUAGAGGAUACGCUCACGCGGAUGAACUGGCAACACUUGGGAAUGGCAACAGUCGUGCAUGUGGGCGCCCAGUCACCCUCACUGGUUGUUGCCCUCGCACCCCAAUUUCCAUCACUCCGUUUCCUCGUGCAGACAGAACCUAAGACAGAGUCUGGCGGUCAUCAGCCAUGUCACGAUAAUCAUGGCAUGUCUGGCUUGAAGCUAGCGAGCGUACCUCUGCAUCUACGCACACGUAUCACUUGGGGCACGCGUCUAUCAACAGCAACACAACCUGUCCUCGACGCGGCCGUGUAUCUCAUCUCCAUUCCGUCCCCAUCCCCACAGUCGCCGGCGAUGGACAUCACCAUGCGAGUCGCCCAGGCGCUAAGGGCUCACGUGGAGGUGUUGCGGAAUAAUUCAGCCGCGCGGCUCAUUCUGACGCUGCCGAUGUCGUCGGCCACAAGGUCGAUGGACGCCGCGGCGCGAGCGGCGGUCAGUCUGAACGAUCUAUCCUUGCUGCAGCUCACCAAUGGGGCGCCCCUCAACAUGGGCGAGAUACGAGAUUUGCUGCGCAGUCGCUCCGACGGGCUCGUGGUGAUGCGGGAGGUUCGAUCUCCCACCAACGCCGUUAUUGCAUUCGAGAUUCAGCACCGUGUGGAUAACGAUGACAACUGAUUUCAAAGUCUAGUGACCUUUCCUGUCACAGCUAUAUUGUCCACACUCUAAAAUACUCGCUUAGUAACAUCAUGACAAUCUAGUAGUAGUGGAGCCAUGCAUGUUCAGAGUCUCCUUGAAGUUAUACAAAUGGAGGAAAGCAGUUCUGCCCAGCUUUAAUCACAGGCGGGAUAGGAUGCUGAUCAAGGCGUUGCAUUACAAGAUGCUUUGAGUUGAAUUCGAUGUGUGAGCAAUCUCUUUUCCUGUUCGGUGACUUGGAGCUCGUUGGCGCGCCUGUUACCACGUUUG